AUGUGUUUGUGUGAUGAUUUUUUUGCUGUCGUAGGGAAUGUAGAUAUAGUUCUAUGGAACCCUUCUAUUCAAAAGUUUAUAAUUUUACCCUUGCCUUUAAUUAGGCCUAAGUCACCCCACAUGUUUGUACUUGGAUUUGGUGCUGAUAAUUUUUCUAAUAAUGAUGAUGAUUACAAGUUGGUCAGACUUGUGUAUCAUAAGAAUGAUUAUGAUAUAUUUUCGCAGUAUAAUGUUCCUCCUGAGGUUGAAAUUUAUUCACUCAAUACUGGGGUUUGGAGGAGAGUGAUAGGAGUUGAGAUUAAGCAUUGUAUGGUGGAGUUUAUGUGGUCUCAGGCUUUUGUGAAUGGAGCUGUCCAUUGGAUUGCAUAUGAUGUGGGCGAGAAUGGUGGUGUUCGGAGUUUAAUUAUGUCUUUUAGUAUAGCUGAUGAGGUGUUUGGGGAUAUUAUGUUACUGGAUGCUUUAGCUGGUCAAAUUGCAACGAAUUUAUCGAUCAUGGUGUUUGAGGGAUCCCUUGCUGUUGUUAAGUAUGAGAGGGAGAUAGAUGGUGGUUCAUGUGAAGUAUGGGUGAUGAAGCAGUACGGAGUUUUGGAAUCUUGGACAAGAUUUUAUAGUAUAAAUUUGGAUGAUAUGGAGAGAGUAGUUGGAUUUAGGAAUAAUGGUGAAGUUUUGUUUUCAACUAGGAGCUAUGAGCUGGUUUCUUAUGAUCCAAAUAGUGGACACAAGAAGGAUCUUGGUAUCCGUGGGAGUUCCCGCUCGUUUUAUGUUCAAAAUUACAUGGAAUCACUUGUUUUGCUUCAAGGAGAUAAUGUAGUUUCGGACGAGUUCUUGGAAGGAAUGGGAAGCUUAUGGAUUGAAGACUAG
Molecule: messenger RNA, 861 nt
Organism: Nicotiana tabacum (common tobacco)
Lineage: Eukaryota; Viridiplantae; Streptophyta; Magnoliopsida; Solanales; Solanaceae
Product: F-box/kelch-repeat protein At3g06240-like
Source: RefSeq, a predicted model, not a curated record